AUGUCAAACCAUACUCAUAAUAGCAUACAAGAAAAACCUUCAAAGAUACCAAAGGAAGUAAGAAAAAUAACACGGGAAUUAUUUGAAUUGAAUUUGAAACCGAAAACAAUAAUCGAAGUACUUCAUGAACGUGGAAUAAUAUUACCAAGCAUUAGUCAAUUAAAUAAUUUUUUAAGAACUAUUAAGAGUACAAAACUUAGUCCAACUUCAAUUAGUCUUGGUGAAAUUGAACAAUGGUGUCUAGAAUCAAGUCAAUCAAUUCCAGAAUCACAUGAUACUCCUUUUGUUGUAUCAUACCAAAUUAUUUAA
Messenger RNA from Rotaria sordida, 309 nucleotides. The record is from the annotation of a GenBank genome assembly. Lineage: Eukaryota; Metazoa; Rotifera; Eurotatoria; Philodinida; Philodinidae.